ACGCAACUGAAGUGUACUGUUAAAGGGCUGAAGAGACCACUCGUCUGCCAUGAUCACUGUCGAUCCCUCGUCUUCAUCUAGAUUUGCCUGGGAGUUAUAGAGAGAGAAAGAGAGAGAGGUUACCGAUGCGCUGCAAAUGGGGAAAGUCGAAGAACAGCAUCUGCGGGAACAGCAGAUUCAGGGGACGCGACCAAGGACGAGGUCUUCUGGAAUCUUCUGCGAGAGAUGUUCGAUGGGUCUUAGUAGAAUCGCAGGGGAGUUUAAUUUCAAAUGCAUUGUUAUAUUGGUUCUUGGAUUAGUGGUGUUACUCUCUGCGAUCUUCUGGAUCCUUCCUCCACAGGCAAGACAAUCAGGGUUUGACGCAAAAGAAGCUAUCAAGCUCAGUGCUACUGUUCAGGCAUAUUUCAAGCUGCAAAGACCAGCUUCACGGCUUGUUCAACGCAUUGGAAGAUUAGAGUAUGACAUAUUUGAAGAAAUAGGUUUGCCAGAAACGAAGGUUGUUGUUCUAUCCAUGCACCAAGGAAGUGACCCUAACUAUACUGAUGUGGUGUUUGGUGUUCUUUCUGAUCCAAUGAAUGCGUCAAUAAAUCCAGUGCCAUUAAGUGUUCUGAGAUCAUCUUUAGUAGAUGUAUUCCUUCAGCAGUUCAAUCUGACUUUGACAACAUCUGUUUUUGGGAAACUAUCUUCAUUCGAGAUUUUGAAAUUUCCAGGGGGAAUCACUAUAAUCCCUGAGCCGUAUGCUUCCUUUUGGCAGAUACCACAGAUCCUCUUUAACUUUACUCUCAAUAAUUCUGUAUCUGAUAUACGGAAAAAUUUCAGUGCGUUGAAGGAGCAGCUGAAGUUUGGGUUGCGUUUGAAGUCCUACGAGAAUGUGUACAUACAGGUGACAAACAAAGAUGGCUCGACAAGAAAUCCACCAGUUACAGUUCAGGCUUCAGUUACAUCAGAUCUGGGGAGCCUUCCGCCUCAGAGAUUGAAACAGUUGGCCCAAAUAAUAGAAGGAUCCCCUUCUGCAGAGAAUCUUGGCCUUGAUAACUCAGUUUUUGGUAAAGUGAAGGAAAUAAGUUUAUCUUCUUACCUAAACCUAACACUUAAUUCAACUCCUUCAACUCCUCCAAUUCCAUCUCCGGCUCCUUCUCCAGAUCUUUCUCCAUCUUACUCUCCAAUUCCCUCACCUUGCUUUAAGUGCAAAACUGCAUAUCCAAAUCCAAAAAGUGGAGCUUAUUAUUCUUUGCCUCCCAUUUCAACUUCUACACCGUCUGGGGUAACUGCCCAUCCACCUUGCCCUUGUCCAUAUGGUGGUCUUAGUCCAAGCUCUUCAACUGGUUCUCAAUCUGAAUCACCCAUUCCGUCUGCUAUUUCAUUCUCCGUUCCUAGUCCUUACUCACCUCUUAUGGCUCCUACAUCAAAAUUAUCCCCUGAUCUAUCACCUGCUCCUGUGGUAUCAUAUGGUUCUGGUCCAGGCCACGAAAAGGGAAGUAGGAAGGGCUCGAAAUAUCGAAUUUCGUCAUCAGGUUCUUCCUACAAGAAGACCAGGCUAUUAGUUUUGCCUGCACUUUUUGUAAUAUUCCCAAUCCUUUGUUGGUGAUUUUGAUAGUUUUUUGCCCUCAUCAAACACACUGAAACAGAUUUGCCUGAAGCAAAAUACUGCUGCUUACUGAUGUUCGGUAUUCAGUUUUGUUCUGGCUAGAGGAACAACUGUGAAAAUGUCAUUUGGAUUUCCUAUUUUUCUUUGGGCAGCCACAAAUAUGCACUAGUGGAAGGCGAAUAGUAGGCUAAAGCCAUAAAGGUGGCAUUCAGAUCAUCUUCGAAUUGUGUUUAUAGUGUUGCAAGAAAUGAGGGUUGUUCUUCCCGAAGGGAAUUGCUCCUUUACAAAAUGUAGUUAAAAAAUUGUACACUGCCUUGCGGACUUCUGACAUAUUAUUGUUUUAUAGUGAUCCAAGUGUAAAGAAAUGUUCUGGUUUCUUAUUCUUCUUGCACAGCAUGUUUUGUUCCAUGUGGAGUGGUCUCCCUAACCAUGGUUUCUCAGGAAAAUGUAAUUUGAAAAUAACCAUGGUUUAUUUUCAAUUAGUGUAAUACAUUUAUUACCUAUAAUUCUUCUUCCAGCGCUUUUUGGCUA
Messenger RNA from Malania oleifera, 2119 nucleotides. RefSeq lists its product as uncharacterized. The record is from RefSeq and is a predicted model, not a curated record. The coding region runs from base 137 to 1588 and encodes 483 amino acids. Lineage: Eukaryota; Viridiplantae; Streptophyta; Magnoliopsida; Santalales; Ximeniaceae. The transcript has 5 exons.